This is a messenger RNA of Rotaria sp. Silwood2, 849 nucleotides long. The record is from the annotation of a GenBank genome assembly. Lineage: Eukaryota; Metazoa; Rotifera; Eurotatoria; Philodinida; Philodinidae.
AUGAAUAGUUUCAAUGCAACAAGCGAUAUUGAUACGUCAGCAAUAUCGAUAGCUUAUUUUCAUCGUUUACUUAAACGUUUUGGUGUUGUUUAUAUGGCACUUGUAAUUAUAUUUGGAAUUAUUGGUAAUUCUAUGUCAUGCUAUGUUUUUGUUCGAAGUAAACUUAAACGUUUAAGUUGUAGUUCCUAUUUGAUUGCUUUAUCUUUAUCUGACAAUGGUUAUCUUAUAUGUUUAUGUCUUAUUUGGUUGGAAAAUGUACAUUUAUAUAUAUUUCAUAAUCAUGGAAUAUGUCAAUUUGGUGUUUAUCUUACAACAGUCUGUAGUUCGUUGUCUGUAUGGUUUACAGUUGCAUUUACAACUGAACGUUUUGUUGUUGUUGCUUAUCCAUUAAAACGUUCUCAAUAUAAUUCAACAAGUCGUUCUCGUUAUGUUAUAAUUCUUCUUACAAUUUUAGCUUUUGUUCUUUAUUCAUCAUCAUUAUGGACAUCAGGCAUUGAAAUAGCGAAAUCCGAACGACCAAACUCUCCUCUAUAUGAAACACGUUGUGUUACAUUACGUCGUUGGGUUAAAUUUACACGACAAAUGAAUAUAAUAGAUUUUUUUCUUACAUUUAUCAUACCAUUUGUAACAAUUCUUACAUUAAAUACAUUAAUUAUAUUAAAAUCUGGUCAAUAUGAUCGUUUAUUAGAACGUAAUUAUAUUCAACCAUCAACAUAUAUAUUACAUAAUUUAUUAGAACAUCGUUUACGUCGUUCAAAAUAUCAUCGACGUAUAACAAAAAUGUUAUUAAUUAUUUCAACAACAUUUUUAUUAUUAAAUACUCCAAUGCAUUUAUUAAAAAUUUAUUAG